AUGAUUGCGUUACAAAAUCGGCCUAUAUUGCCUCCUGCCAAAGUGGAUAUCUCACUACUACUCAAGCCCCAGGAUGAGGAAGAAACCUCCUUCCCCCCCAGGACGAUCGGGCCGCCACUGGGUAUGGGAAUGAUGAUGCCAGGCCCCGCGGCCAUGACCGCCAUGACCAUGCCACCACUCUCCAAGGCCGGCUCCACGGGAGCCCCCAAGCGGCUGCAGCCAUCUCACACCGCCGAAUCACCCGCCAAGAAGCAGUCCAAGUGGUCACCCGAUGAAGACGCCUUGAUCAUCGAGUUGCGUGGAAGUGGGAUGAAGUGGGAGGAUAUCAGCAAACGACUUCCCGGACGGAGUGCCAUCAGUUGCCGUCUGCAUUAUCAAAACUACCUGGAACGCCGCAGUGAAUGGGACGAGGAUAAGAAGAACAAACUCGCCCGCUUAUACGAAAGAUUCAAAGCCGAAAUGUGGUCCAAAGUGGCCGAAGAAAUGGCCAUCCCCUGGCGGGCUGCAGAGGCCAUGCACUGGCAACUGGGAGAACAGGAAAUGGCCCGCCGUGCGGGUGUUGUCCCCUUCUCUCUGUCCAGUGCUGCGAUCGAUCCCCCCACCACCAGAACCCGUCGCGCCAGUACCUCUCUCGCCCGGCCGCGAAAGGGUUCGCAUUCUCGCGCAAUCCCGGGCAUCCCCGGUCAUCCACCACAGUUACCCUCUCUGGAAGAGUUGACAGCAGGUGUCCCCGCAUACGCCCCUCCACCCCCGAGAGAUUUCUAUGGCAGAGAGAUGGGUCUGCCCCCAAGUCUCAUGGGCCCUCAUCUCGGUUUGCCUCCUCGGACGAUGCCUUGA
Molecule: messenger RNA, 837 nt
Organism: Penicillium salamii
Lineage: Eukaryota; Fungi; Ascomycota; Eurotiomycetes; Eurotiales; Aspergillaceae
Source: the annotation of a GenBank genome assembly